Messenger RNA from Rhopalosiphum padi (bird cherry-oat aphid), 1057 nucleotides. RefSeq names its product trafficking protein particle complex subunit 3 (gene Bet3). Gene Ontology annotation, cellular component: cis-Golgi network membrane; cytosol; TRAPP complex. Lineage: Eukaryota; Metazoa; Arthropoda; Insecta; Hemiptera; Aphididae. The transcript has 4 exons. The coding region runs from base 449 to 985 and encodes 178 amino acids. The record is from RefSeq and is a predicted model, not a curated record. Gene Ontology annotation, biological process: endoplasmic reticulum to Golgi vesicle-mediated transport; intra-Golgi vesicle-mediated transport.
AAAAAAAACGUGAAUGAUUUAAAAUUUUUGAUUAUCAGACCAUACAAAUUUAAAAUAUUAUUUUAUAUUUUACAUUUUCUCAUGACGACCGUCCAGAACCUCGAGUUAGUCGAAUUAUACUAUCAAAUGGCCGAUGAUGAGUAAAUACUGAAUACAAUUUAAUAUUUCAGUUUGUAAAGAUUCUAAUUUUCAUUUUCAAAUUUAGAAUUUGGAUCUUUUGAUUUUGUUUAGGUCUUUAAACCAUAUCACAAUUUAAGAUACCACUAUCUUUUUAUCAUCGGUCAUAUUAUCAACUAAUUUUUAUAAGUAACUGAUAGGAGAUUCUCUAAUCUUUAAAGAAAAAUUUAAGUUAUUUGUGAAUAUUUAGUUUUCUACCCUACGUUACUGCAAUAUUUAUUUUGUGUGUAUUUGAAAAAUUAUAACUUGUCUACGAUUAUCCACAGUGACCAUGUCUCGACAGAACACGAGAUUAGACGUUAAGAAAGUUAACUCCGAGUUAUUUACUUUAACUUAUGGAGCCAUAGUGUCGCAAUUAAUGAAAGACUAUGAAAACGUUGAGGAUGUAAAUAAACAGUUAGAUCGAAUGGGUUAUAAUAUUGGAGUACGAAUGGUUGAAGAUUUUUUAGCACGUACUAAUGCUGGAAGAUGUUACGAUUUAAGAGAAACUGCAGAUAAAAUUCAGUAUGCAUUUAAAAUGUAUUUGGGUAUAACUCCGGCUUUAACUAAUUGGAGUGCUGCUGGAGAUGAGUUUUCCUUAACAUUUGACACUAAUCCACUAACUGAGUUUGUGGAACUACCAGAUAACUAUCAAAAUCUCAAAUAUAGCAAUAUACUUUGUGGAGCCUUGAGAGGAUCAUGUGAAAUGGUACAAAUGGAUGUGUCUUGUUGGUUUGUGCAAGAUCAACUUAAAGGUGAUUUGGCCACUGAAUUGCGAAUAAAGUUCAACAAAAGGUUAGAAGAUGCUAUACCUGCUGGAGAAGACUAAUUUGACUUGGACUCAUCUGUAAAUUAAAUAAUUAUUUUAAUAUAUUAUAUUUUAUUUUAUUUUUUACCUUAA